CGCGACGCAGUCCGGCGGGACCACCCGCGAAGGCAUUACCUUGGAGCGCGGCAGCACCGCACGUCUUGGCGCACCUCGCGUUCGGCACUCCUUUGCCAUCGAACUGGAAGUUGACCUCGAACGGUCGCGUCAACGCGCCUGCGUCGCCUUUGGUCAACGCGCCAGGCGGAUCGGUUGGUUUCGACGCGUUGACGUCGCCGAGACGAGGUCGUCGCGUACGUCGCGUGCAGUUAACGCAAGAUGAAGUGAUGUCGCUCGAUCUCAAGCCCGGCACCAAUACCAUCUCGUUCGCGUUCAACUCGCGCGUGUGGGGAUUGCAAGAGGUUUCGGCGUUCGUGUAUUUAUGGGAUUGGAACAUAAAGCUCGUCAUCAGUGAUGUCGACGGGACGAUCACGAAGAGUGACGUCCUCGGCCAUCUCGCACCGAUGGUCGGUAAAGACUGGAGUCACGACGGUGUCGCGUCGCUUUACAGCAACAUCACCGACAACGGAUACAAGAUGAUGUUCUUGACUUCGCGAGCGAUUUCGCACGCUUCGGGAACUAGAAAGUACCUGUCGUCGCUUCGUCAGGGCGACAAGACGCUCGCGCAAGGGCCGGUGAUGUGCGCGCCGGAUCCUUUGUCCAAAGCGUUGUUUCGCGAAGUCGUCACGAGGAACCCUCAGCGGUUCAAGAUUCGAUGCUUGCAAGACAUUCGCAACUUGUUCCCACCCGGGUGGAAUCCUUUUCAUGCAGGGUUCGGGAACCGAGAUACAGACGUGGAGUCUUACCUCGCCGUGGGCGUGCCUCAACACCGCGUAUUCACGAUCAACCCGAAAGGCGAGGUCGUGUGCGAGACGACAAAGCGAGUGAAGCAGUACACGUUGUCCGAGGUCAACGAGCUCGCGCACGAAAUGUUCCCGCCCAUUGAAGAUACGUGCCCGGUGACGGGAAGCGUGGCGGAGGAACAAUUCAACGACUUUAACCACUGGAAGAACCCAGUCGACGCGGACUUCGGGACACCGAUUUGA
Ostreococcus lucimarinus CCE9901 is the source of this 1007-nucleotide messenger RNA. RefSeq lists its product with no specific name. Lineage: Eukaryota; Viridiplantae; Chlorophyta; Mamiellophyceae; Mamiellales; Bathycoccaceae. Bases 249 to 1007 code for a protein of 252 amino acids. The transcript has a single exon. Gene Ontology annotation, molecular function: phosphatidate phosphatase activity. The record is from RefSeq and is a predicted model, not a curated record.